CUGGGAUCUUCGCCUCUGUCAGGCUCCUGGGCAUCAUGCCUUGUUUUAAGCAGCCUAAGCACUUCCAGAGUCUCAUACUUCUGCAUUGGCCCUUGAGCUACCUUGCCAUAUUUUGGAUUGUGCAGCCAUUGUUCAUUUAUCUGCUGUUUACAUCCUUGUGGCCACUACCAGCCCUUUACUUUGUCUGGUUUUUCCUGGACUGGAAGACCCCAGAAAAAGGUGGCAGGCGAUCCACCUGGGUAAGGAACUGGUAUGUCUGGACACACAUCAGGGACUAUUUCCCCAUCACGAUCCUGAAGACUAAAGACCUGUCACCUGAGCACAACUACCUCAUGGGGGUUCAUCCCCAUGGUCUCUUGACCUUUGGCGCCUUCUGCAACUUCUGCACUGAGGCCACAGGCUUCUCGAAGAUCUUCCCAGGCAUUACUCCCCACUUGGCCACGCUGUCCUGGUUCUUCAAGAUCCCCUUGAUUAGGGACUACCUCAUGGCCAAAGGUGUGUGCUCCGUGAGUCAGCCAGCCAUCGACUACCUGCUGAGCCACGGCACUGGCAACCUCGUGGGCAUUGUAGUGGGAGGUGUGGGUGAAGCUCUGCAAAGUGUGCCCAACACCACUACCCUCAUCCUCCGGAAGCGCAAGGGGUUUGUGCGCACUGCCCUCCAGCAUGGCGCUCAUCUGGUCCCUACCUUCACUUUUGGAGAAACUGAGGUAUAUGAACAGGUACUGUACCAGAAGGACAGCUGGAUGUUUAAGUUUCAGAGCCACUUUCGCCGUCUCUUUGGUUUCUAUUGUUGUGUCUUCUAUGGACGAGGCUUCCGCAGAGGCUCUGCUGGGCUCCUGCCAUACCCGCUGCCUAUCACCACUGUGGUUGGGGAGCCUUUGCCAGUACCCAAGAUUGAGAAGCCAAGCCAGGAGGUGGUGGACAAAUACCACGCGCUCUAUAUGGAAGCCCUGCACAAACUAUUUGACGAGCACAAGGCCCUGUUAGGCUGCUCAAAGACUCAAAAGCUGCUUUUCUUGUGA
This is a messenger RNA of Miniopterus natalensis, 1022 nucleotides long. RefSeq names its product acyl-CoA wax alcohol acyltransferase 1 (gene AWAT1). Gene Ontology annotation, biological process: lipid metabolic process. The record is from RefSeq and is a predicted model, not a curated record. Lineage: Eukaryota; Metazoa; Chordata; Mammalia; Chiroptera; Miniopteridae. Gene Ontology annotation, cellular component: endoplasmic reticulum membrane. Gene Ontology annotation, molecular function: long-chain-alcohol O-fatty-acyltransferase activity.